Molecule: messenger RNA, 1894 nt
Organism: Exaiptasia diaphana
Lineage: Eukaryota; Metazoa; Cnidaria; Anthozoa; Actiniaria; Aiptasiidae
Product: alpha-protein kinase 1
Exons: 2
Coding region: 62-538 (158 amino acids)
Biological process (GO): protein phosphorylation
Molecular function (GO): protein serine/threonine kinase activity; ATP binding
Source: RefSeq, a predicted model, not a curated record
GGCAAAGACAUACCGAGAACAAAAAGACAAGGAACAGUAUGAAUACGAUGUKYUGAGUCAGAUGACKGCACGACACUAUGUUGCUAUGUUUAACAGGAGUCUCUCUAUAACAUCUGGAGGAGGAAACGUYGGAGAAAUCCAGUUUCUGCCAGUAGUUCUCCUGCAGUUGGUCAACUCGUCUGGUCAUGUGACUAAUGUCUUAAAUGCAGAGCCAUACAUGUCUGGGGAGUUUACUAAAUUAACCAAUAACGUUGCCUGGAAGAACACAAGAAGACGUACCGAUCUGGUGUUGGCCUACAGUCAUUUUACUUAUCAAGCGUCAGACCGUAAAUUGAUUGUUGUUGACAUACAGGGUUGGGCACCACGCGAUAACAAGGGAUGCACUUUCCUAACAGACCCGCAGAUUCAUUCUCCAGUUUACAAAUGCUUUGGAACUGGUAAUUGGAAGAAGAAAGGUUUUGAUAAUUUUUGGAAAAUGCAUGUCGAAUGCAAUGACAUUUGCAAAAUGCUUAACCUGGUUAGACCACCAAACAAGUAAUAAGCUGUCCAUUUUACACACACUACUCAUUAAUACAAGUUACAACUACUGAUGAAUAAAACAUCAGUGUCGUAAAGAGAGUAGCCCUAAACCCCUUCGAGAGAGCCUGAUACUCAGGCUAUAAAGAGAGAAGACAAAAAACAAAUAAAAUAAAAUUGAAAAAUGGCAAAUUAAAUUGGAAAAGGCACAGAAUUCUUGUAGGACCUUUGCAAAAAGGAGCUUAUAUGAAGCAUUUUACUGUAAUACUCAAUCUUAGAAAAUUUACCGGUAGGCAAAAAUGUUAUCAUUUUAUCAUUUACUCUAUCCUUUGGUUCUUUCCUCUUUUGAGGCAAAUGCUUUUCUCUGAAAAGUUUCUAAUAAUUAUUGGUAUAAAUGGGUGAUAUUUUGAAUAUUUGAAAUUAGAGGGUUUUUUAUUGUAGGUAGCAAUUUAAAACAGAGAACUUUUGUAUAGUCUGGAGAUGGUAAUGUUAUAAACUCUCAUACAGAUCUCCUCCUUCGAAUGUGACAUAUCAAAAUAUUAAAAUACAUUAUCAAAUAAAAUAAUAAUUUUAUUGCUGUCAAGUACAGCAGAGAAACAACAAACAUUCCUCUGACGCACUAUMAUUCAAUGUGAAUACUUUGCUGUGCGAGAAUAAUAUUUCACUGAUAGUAUAAUAUUAUUAUUAGCUAGUUAUGUAAAAUAUUGCCUGGUCACAGAUAGGUAAUAUCAUCAUACAGCUAAGACCAAAAGGGAUUCUGGGUACUCGGAAACAUCAUUUGCCUUAGAUAUGUUAAAACACCACUUGAAAUGAUUUUAAAGGAAGAAUAUUGAGAAAUGUUUUAUUUGGUUCCACAUGCUCCUUUGUUUCUGUUUUAGCUUGAUGACAUAACCUUUUUGGAACCAACUAUACAGUAUUUCCUAUUACAUGAACAUGUAUCCCUAAUUACAUUAAUUCAAUUUGUGACCUAAUUAAAAACAUAUAUUAAAAAUCAUAUUCUAUUCUAAAUUAUAUUUAGAACAUGUUACACRUUCAGAAUGUUAUUUUUGGUAAUCCUUAUAGUGUCUAGUGUCCAUAUGAUUGCCCCAAACGCCAAAAAAAUGCCAUUGUUGCUUAAGUUUUUAAGGGCUGGAUGAUGUGUAUAUGGACACUAGGUCUUAGUAUUUCACAUCAUUGUGCAUUAAGUUCUUUUGUAUUUUGUCUUGGAUGACUACUCUGAUUUACUAUUUUACUGGUUAWCAAUCUAAUUCACAUACAUAUCAUUUGCUAGAUUUGUGAUGUCUAAAUUGCAUAUUUUGAAUGAAAUACAUCAUCCUUUUUGUGAUAAUUAUCACAGUGCAUCAAUUCACAAUAGUAAUAAAAUAUAAAGUACAAUCAC